GAUCAUGGCGGCCGGCUCAGGCCUGACAGCUGCGGCGGGGUGUGCGCUGAUGCCGGCAGAGUGUGUAGUAAAAUUAAAGAUGUGUGUGUGUGUAAAGCGCGGUUCGGUUUGGUGUUUCCGGUAGUAAACCGUGUCUUGGCGUUGUGUGAGACUCCCGAGACGCCGCUGGCAGAGUGUUUAGCGCUCGCAGCUGUGUGUGUCUCCCCCCGCCGCUGAGAGCUCAGUGGUUGAGUCCGGCUCGCCUGGCUGUGUCCCGGGAUGACCUGUUGAUGUGUGUGGAGUGAGACACGGUGCGGGGACCGGAGACAGUGCAGGGACCGGGGACCGUGCAGGGGACAAGAGACCGUAAAGGGGACCGGGGACAGCAUGUGAACAAGCCUGAACACUGUUUCUGCGGGCGGGAGCAGCGCGGGACGCGGAGACACACCGGGUUCUCUCUCCGCCGUCGGGAGCUGAAGCGCGUGGCCGAUCUCAGAGUUCCGUGGUGGUGCCGGCCGUAGCGCCAUGGCUCAGACUCUUCAGAUGGCGAUCCCCAACUUUGGCAACAACGUUCUGGAGUGUCUGAAUGAGCAGCGGCUACAGGGCCUGUACUGUGAUGUGUCUGUGGUGGUGAAAGGCCAUGCCUUCAAGGCGCAUCGGGCCGUACUGGCAGCCAGUAGCGCAUACUUCCGUGACCUCUUCAACAGUGGUGCUGGGAGCAAAGCCCCGGCCGUGGUGGAGCUGCCGCCCGCUGUUCAGCCUCAGAGCUUCCAGCAGAUUCUGGCCUUCUGCUACACAGGCCGCCUCAGCAUGAACGUUGGCGAUCAGUUCCUCCUCAUGUACACUGCUGGCUUCCUGCAGAUCCAGCAGAUUAUGGAGAAAGGCACAGAGUUCUUCCUGAAGGUCAGCUCACCCAGCUGUGACUCUCAGGGCCUCCACGUCGAGGAAACACCACCAUCUGAACCUCAGAGUCCAGUUACUCAGACAACAGUCAGUGUCUCGGCCAACGGAGGAGGAGGAGGAGGGGUAGCAGUGACUGCCACCAGCCGCCCUGCGUCCUGUCUCACCCCGCUGCCUCUUGUGUCCCGAGUGAAGGCCGAGCAGCCCGAGGUUUCACCCUACUCUGUGGUCUGCACUCCUGUGGCCAAGCGUCUUUGGGAAGGUGGGAGUCGGGACGGUACCGGGGCGUCUGGGGGAUCCGGUGGACGCAAGGCGGCACGAUUUUCGCAGGAGACAAUGCGUGGUAGUGCGAUCCAGCCACAGGGACUGGCUGUAGGAAUGGGCGUGGGACCUGGAGGCCAUGCCGCUAACGUUAACGGCAAUGGGAAUGGUUCCAGCAGCAGCGCCACCCCCGAGGGCACUAGCCCUGGCACUGUGAGUGCUUAUACCAGCGACUCUCCCAUCUCUUAUCACGAUGAUGAGGAGGAAGAAGAGGCGGCAGAGGACGGGGCUGAGGAACAGUACAGGCAGAUCUGCAACAUGUACACCAUGUACAGCAUGCUCAACAUGGGCGCUGCAGCGGGCGAGAGAGUGGAGGCACUCCCGGAUCACUCUGAGACUCGGAGUCGAAUGCGUGGACGUCAGGACCUGGCCUCUCUCCCUGCAGAACUCAUCGCUCAGAUCGGAAACCGCUGCCACCCCAAACUCUAUGAGGAGGGCGACCCUGCUGAGAAACUGGAGCUCGUCACAGGAACUGGUGUGUUCAUCUCCAGAGCUCAGCUGAUGAACUGUCAUGUCAGUGCAGGAACCAGACAUAAAGUCCUGCUGAGGAGACUGCUGGCCGCAUUCUUUGACAGGAGCACUUUGGCGAACAGCUGUGGGACAGGGAUUCGCUCCUCCACUAAUGAUCCGAGUCGUAAACCUCUGGACAGCCGCGUUCUCCACGCUGUUAAAUAUUACUGCCAGAACUUUGCGACCAGUUUUAAGGAGAGCGAGAUGAACGCCAUCGCAGCGGACAUGUGCACUAACGCUCGGCGCGUGGUGAGGAAGAGCUGGAUCCCUAAACUGAAGCUGCUGAUGGCCGAGAGUGACGCGUACGCAGGUUUUCUCCCUGAUGCCGUCAAAAUGGAGGCCGAGGCUCUCGGAGCCGACCCCACCUUUGAGGCAGCCGACCUUGAGGGUGGAGCCUCUUUGGAGACUGCUCCUUCCUCUGGUGAAUCACUGCAGGGCGUGGCUGGAGACACCAGUGCUCUGUUCCAAUGAGUGUGUCUGAAUGAAGACGGCCGUGACCCAUGUCCCCAUCUCGCCGUCUCCGCCCUGCAUCUUCUCUGCGUAACUCUGUAGGUGCAGUUUAACAGAGAAAGACGCUUUUUUCUUUUUAUUCUUUCUUCCUCUAUUAUUUUUUUUCUCCCCCAAAUAACUGAUUUUUUUUGCACAGAAGCCCCUUCGCUUCUUCAUGCUUUAUAAAACUGUAUAUCAUGUGA
Molecule: messenger RNA, 2402 nt
Organism: Silurus meridionalis
Lineage: Eukaryota; Metazoa; Chordata; Actinopteri; Siluriformes; Siluridae
Gene: nacc1a
Product: nucleus accumbens-associated protein 1
Exons: 6
Coding region: 505-2181 (558 amino acids)
Biological process (GO): regulation of transcription by RNA polymerase II
Molecular function (GO): RNA polymerase II cis-regulatory region sequence-specific DNA binding; protein binding; DNA-binding transcription factor activity, RNA polymerase II-specific
Source: RefSeq, a predicted model, not a curated record